This is a messenger RNA of Colletotrichum abscissum, 582 nucleotides long. RefSeq lists its product as uncharacterized. The transcript has a single exon. NCBI's taxonomy places the organism in Eukaryota, Fungi, Ascomycota, Sordariomycetes, Glomerellales, Glomerellaceae. The record is from RefSeq and is a predicted model, not a curated record. The annotation marks the transcript as partial.
AUGGUCAUUUCUACAACCACUCUCACCACCGUUACCAUGGCAGCAACGUCUGUUUCCUCUUUCUCUCCCGACAAACACCGGUCACAACACCUCUCCCGCGACGAAUACAUAGAGUUACGAAAUUCCCAGGACAAGCAUUGGAAUGCUGAACUCGCUUCCAUCCGAUGCUCCGUCGACGACGUGAAGCAGGAGUUGAACGAAGUCAAGCGGGAGUUGAAAGCCGACAUUAAGGAGCUCAAAGACGACGUCACGGUUCAGAUGCAAUACCUUGAAGCCGAGAUCCGCCGGUCUCAAGCGUUCACGCGGAACAAUGCCUUGAAGAAUCCAACCCUCCCUAUCCGACCUGUUGUUGUGUAUCGCCCUGGACGCGGCAUUCUUGAGCCUGAUUCCUCACGUUUUCCUCGGAACGCGAACGAUUUUUACUCUUUGAGGGAUCCACAAACUAAAUGGCACCGGUCCAUGCUCGCCUACCUUGCCGACUUCUACGACGUCCAACUCAGAGGUGCCAGUCAUUUUCCUAAAGAGGAAAGCAACAGUGACGAUAGUGACGACGACGAAAUCAUUCUCGAACACCCUGAACUC